GCAGUGCUGGUUCUCUGUAGCAGGAGACAAGUCGAGAGUCGCUGGACUGAAGCCUGCACUGCAGGGUCGUCAACAUGGGCGCUGUUGUCUCUCGUUGGACGACUAAGCCGUCCACUGUGGAGGCUUUAGAAGGGAUCGACAAGGAUAUACAGACGCUUGAGGAAUAUAGUGAGAAGUAUCAGAGGCAGCUGAAGAUAUGGGUCGGCCGAUUGCUUUUUUACUCGUCUCUUCUCUACCUGAUCACAUGUGUUGUUGUGUAUUUCUGGUACCUGCCUGAACAAGUGAUGGGGCGGUUCAUAUUGUGUCUUCCGUUUGUAGUAUUUCCGUUGUUAGUGUGUUUACUUCGAAAGAUGCUCAUUGUUGUUUUUUCAUGGAGAACUGAAAAAAACAAUGAAAAAUUAGAGCAACUUAAAGGACAAAAAAGGAAAAUACUUGAAGAUGUUAUGGAGACUGAAACGUAUAAAAAUGCUAAAAUGAUCCUGGAGAGAUUUGAUCCUGACUCCAAGAGAGCGGCUGAGCUGGAAUCCACUCCAGUUGUAUCUCCAAUGACUCCAAAACCGGGACAAGAACUUCGCCACCGUAAUGUCAUUCCAAAGACCUCUACAGCAGCACCGAAUUCUGCCAAUGGUGCUGCAGCCCGUCCCCCACUUGCUUUGGGGCCCACCUACCCUGGACGAUCCCCGCACUCAGCUCCAGGCGGACCCCCAGAGAGGAGCCUGUCGGCUGUAGCUGCUCAGCAGAGCUUGAUGAGGAGGCCCAUGACCCCUGGCACACCUGUUCCAGGAGCCGGGAUGCACCCGCCAGGCCCGCCCCUGGCCAGACCUGUGCUCCCAAGGGACAGAGGCGCUUUGGACAGGGUCAUUGAGUAUCUUGUUGGAGAUGGCCCUCAGAACAGAUAUGCUCUCAUAUGCCAGCAGUGUCUCUCCCAUAACGGCAUGGCAUUAAAGGAGGAAUUUGAAUACGUUGCCUUCCGAUGUGCAUAUUGUUAUUUCCUGAAUCCUGCAAGAAAGACCAGACCCCAGGCCCCCAGACUCCCUGAGAUCACCGGUGAGCAGGAGAUAUCGUCUGAGGCUCCCUCAUCAUCAUCAUCUGGUCCUGAUGCAGGUGAUGACCAAGCUGUUUUAGGAAAGAACAAGCUGUCUGACUCCCCUGCUGAAGCAGAGGCGUUAGAUUCAGGGACUGCAGCUGCAGACAGCAGCCCUGAAUCAGACGAGCAAGGUGGUCCAGGGUCUCAGGACCUUACCACAGAGAAGUCUGAUGCAGAGCAGGAUGUUUCUGCCAUGGAAGUGGAAUAAAAAGUCAUGUCAACACACGUCAUGCUGGAGCUUUAUUUUUAACUGUGUAGGAACAUGUUGAUGGAUUUGUUUUACAUUUGAAUAGCACAUCUAGCUCAUCUAGCAAGCCGACAGGUAGCACUGUUUUCAGAUCGCAAGAAGUCUCUUCUUUGCAAAAUUGCUUUUAUGGUCUGAGCAAUAGUAUAGACUAUGAAAGCUAUAGGUUUACCUCUCCUCGAUGGCCAACCCCCACAUUGUUUACAUGUCCAGCCCAUUUUCAUAGCAGAAAUCAAGGGGAAACGUGUCGAUUUACAUGUCAAAAGCAUUUAUUUUGUGUGUGUUAAUAUCAUAGUAUGGGAAAAGUCCCGUUCUACAACCUCGCUGUUAUUUUCCGAGUUACCUGGCUGAAUGUAUAGUAUAAUAUAGUAUUUGUGUUGAGAACUGCAAAGAGCAUCCUGUCUCUUCAGAGAUUAUAUUUGUAUGUAGAGUGAAAAGUAUUUAUAGAUAUUUUCUACAAUGCUGUGCCUUUCAUGACAGUAUUGAAUAAGCGGGAUACUUCCUCGCACAGUAGCGCUAGCAAUAUGUUUACACAUUUCAUGGUACCGUUGUAGGAAAGCAGGUUUCUAUUUAUUUAGGAGAAGGGGAAAAUGUCUGUCGGUAGUUCGCACCCGUCUGUGCCCCUUUUAUAUUUACAGGCCACGAUACAGAUGAAAUAUUUUGAGCAAAUGUGGCAGGGAAAUUGUGACCAACCUUAUUUCUGUCCGAAAAUUUUUUUCCCCCCUCCUUUUAUUACUGUUACGGUUAUUUCAGUCACCACCACUGUGCUGCGUUUUUAUUUUGUCCCCUUUUCCACCGCUGUGAAUAUUACCUUUGUGUCAUCGCCUACAUAGCUCGGUUGAAGUAAAGGUAUUGGUUUGCUCAGCAUGUGAUUGGAGAUUUUGCCUGAAUGUAAUAUUGAAUAAAAAAUUUUUAAAA
Molecule: messenger RNA, 2249 nt
Organism: Lampris incognitus (smalleye Pacific opah)
Lineage: Eukaryota; Metazoa; Chordata; Actinopteri; Lampriformes; Lampridae
Gene: lnpka
Product: limb and neural patterns a
Exons: 12
Coding region: 75-1295 (406 amino acids)
Biological process (GO): endoplasmic reticulum tubular network organization
Cellular component (GO): endoplasmic reticulum tubular network
Source: RefSeq, a predicted model, not a curated record